CCUCCGAUGUCAACAACUACAGACCAGUAUCCCUUCUUUCUUUUCUCUCCAAAACUCUUGAACGUGCCGUCCUUGGCCAGCUCUCCCGCUAUCUCUCUCAGAAUGACCUUCUUGAUCCAAAUCAGUCAGGUUUCAAAACUAGUCAUUCAACUGAGACUGCUCUUCUCUGUAUCACGGAGGCGCUCCGCACUGCUAAAGCUAACUCUCUCCUCUGCUCUCAUCCUUCUAGACCUAUCGGCUGCCUUCGAUACUGUGAACCAUCAGAUCCUCCUCUCCACCCUCUCCGAGUUGGGCAUCUCCGGCGCGGCCCACGCUUGGAUUGCGUCCUACCUGACAGGUCGCUCCUACCAGGUGGCGAAUCGCAUCUCUGCAUGUCUGGCAGACAUAUCAGUGUGGAUGACGGAUCACCACCUCAAGCUGAACCUCGGCAAGACGGAGCUGCUCUUCCUCCCGGGGAAGGACUGCCCGUUCCAUGAUCUCGCCAUCACGGUUGACAACUCCAUUGUGUCCUCCUCCCAGAGCGCUAAGAACCUUGGCGUGAUUCUGGACAACACCCUGCCGUUCUCAACUAACAUCAAGGCGGUGGCCCGUUCCUGUAGGUUCAUGCUCUACAACAUCCGCAGAGUACGACCCUGCCUCACACAGGAAGCGGCGCAGGUCCUAAUCCAGGCACUCGUCAUCUCCCGGCUGGAUUACUGCAACUCGCUGUUGGCUGGGCUCCCUGCCUGUGCCAUUAAACCCCUACAACUCAUCCAGAACGCCGCAGCCCGUCUGGUGUUCAACCUUCCCAAGUUCUCUCCCCAGCCUGGUGGGUCCUGUGGCAGCCCCACACAUCAGGCUGUCUCUCCGUCUCCUUCCUCCACGUUCUCCCGUCAGUCAGAAGCCGCCAGAGCCGCCCGCCUCUGUCACCGCCAGAGUCUCCCGCCUGUCCGGCGCCGCCAGAGUCUCCCGCCUGUCCGGCGCCGCCAGAGUCUCCCGCCUGUCCGGCGCCGCCAGAGUCUCCCUCCUGUUCAGGGGCCGUGGUAA
Oncorhynchus nerka (sockeye salmon) is the source of this 1026-nucleotide messenger RNA. RefSeq lists its product as uncharacterized. NCBI's taxonomy places the organism in Eukaryota, Metazoa, Chordata, Actinopteri, Salmoniformes, Salmonidae. The transcript is spliced from 2 exons. The coding region runs from base 7 to 1026 and encodes 339 amino acids. The record is from RefSeq and is a predicted model, not a curated record.